AUGACGACCCAAGUUAGGAACGACAGCGACGCCAGUUCUGGUGGCUCUGACCCCCGCAACAAGCAAGCUGCGGAUGCGAUAGAGAUGGUCGCGGCACACAGCCGUCAAGCCCAACCCAGCGGCCCCCUGGAGCUCAACGAAGUGAACGCAUAUGAGAAGACCGGGUAUGCGUUCUCAAACAAGAAGAAAUGGGCGAUUUUGACUGUCGUUGGACUCUGCCAAACCAGCAUGAACUAUAACGCAGCGGUCUACUCCAACGCAAUUGGGCCGCUCAACGAGCACUACCAUCUCGGCAGCAACCACUUCACCAACGCAAGAGCGGGUAUGGCAUGGUUUUUGAUCCUGUACGGUAUUGGGUGCGAACUAUGGGCGCCCUGGUCCGAGGAGUACGGACGAUGGCCAAUUAUGCAGAUAUCCCUCUUCACCGUCAACAUCUGGCAGAUCAUGGCCGGUGCCAGUACGUCCUGGGGCCAUGUGCUGGCUGCGCGUCUGCUCGGCGGUAUCUGCUCUGCCGGCGGCUCCGUCACACUCGGAAUGGUUGCGGACAUGUUCGAUCCCGAAGAUCAGCAGCUCCCUAUCCUCUGGGUCAGCUUGUGGAGCUGUCUAGGUUCCGUAAUUGGCGGCAUCUGUGGAGGUCCCAUCGAGCAAUUCCUUCACUGGCGGUGGAACUUCUGGAUCCAGCUUAUCCUAGGCGCCACUGUUCAGUUCGUUCACUUCUGCUUCGUGCCGGAGACCAGGUCGACAAUUAUGCUUAACAAGGUAGCCAAGAAGCAACGCAAGCAGAACCCAGAUGCCAAUGUCGUCGGUCCAACUGAGACGGACAAGCUGAACCUCAAGAAAUGUGGCAAGAUCAUGGGUCGACCAUACAAGAUGCUAGUCUGUGAACCGAUCGUUGGCUUCCUGUCGCUGCUCAGUGGAUUCAGCGACGCCCUCAUCUUCAGUUUCCUCGAGUCAUACGGUUACGUGUUCGGCAAGGAGGGAUGGGGCUUCACUCCUAGUCAGCUAGGGCUCGCCUUGUUCGCUCUCUUCAUCGGCUACUGGCUAGCAGCAGUGCUAUACGUACCCGUCAUCCGAAAACACAAUCAGCAGCGCAGCAACGGGAAAGUGCUGAGUCCCGAGAGCCGACUAUCAGCCCUCCGCUGGAUCGUCCUGCUCCUGCCGAUUGGCCUAUUCGGGUCAGCGUUUGUAGUAUCUGGCCCACCCCUUCCCUGGAUUGCGCCCCUCAUCUUCGCGGUCCUGAUCGGAUGCGCAAAUCUCGCCAUCUACUUCGCCACGAUCGACUACAUGGUUGCCGCGUACGGAGGCACGUAUUCCGCUUCAGCCACCGGUGGCAAUGGCUUCGCCCGAGACGUCCUUGCCGGUAUUUGCUCCUUCUACACCGGUCCGAUGUACAAGAAGCUCGGUGUCACAAAUUCGACUUGGGUCUUGUUCGCCAUCUCCGCUCUCGUUUGCGCCCCGGUCUUCUUCAUCUACAAAUGGGGCCCUACCAUGAGAGCUAAGAGUCUGUAUGCUGAGCGAAUCCAGCAGGAGAGGGAAAAGAACGCCGCUGCCAAACAAGCAAUGCGGGAAGCUUCAGAGACUGUGUCUGAGGUGCAGGCAUGA
Alternaria incomplexa is the source of this 1602-nucleotide messenger RNA. RefSeq lists its product as uncharacterized. NCBI's taxonomy places the organism in Eukaryota, Fungi, Ascomycota, Dothideomycetes, Pleosporales, Pleosporaceae. Gene Ontology annotation, molecular function: transmembrane transporter activity. The record is from RefSeq and is a predicted model, not a curated record. Gene Ontology annotation, biological process: transmembrane transport. Bases 1 to 1602 code for a protein of 533 amino acids. The transcript is spliced from 3 exons.